Messenger RNA from Cyprinus carpio (common carp), 1562 nucleotides. RefSeq lists its product as uncharacterized. The record is from RefSeq and is a predicted model, not a curated record. NCBI's taxonomy places the organism in Eukaryota, Metazoa, Chordata, Actinopteri, Cypriniformes, Cyprinidae.
AUCUCAACUAUCUCUUAUUUACUAAUUUGUCAGAGAAACAUAAAUUAAAAUGAUUUGCGGUUAUUUUAUAAUCACUCUGUUUGUUUUGCUCGUUGAUGGUGUGUUUGGUGAUACAGAUGAAGUGAAGUCAGUGUCAGUGCUGGAGGGAGAUUCAGUAACUCUACAGACUGGUCUCAACAAAGAACAAUAUGAAGUGAUAUUGUGGAAUUUUAAUGACAUUCAAAUAGCUGAGUAUGAUCAAGAUAUUGGUGCGAUCUGUUUAUAUGAUGGUGAAGACGGGAGAUUCAGAGACAGACUGAAGGUGGACUAUGAGACUGGAUCUCUGACCAUCACAAACAUCACAACUGAACACGCUGGACGUUAUGAAGCAGACAUCAUCAGACUCCGGCGGUUGGAUGGCCUUUACGCAGGGUGUUUCAGUACAAAAGUUUACGGAAAAAUUCUCAACAUUGCUGACUCCACGGAACAAUUUACUGUUACUGUCAGUGUCAAUGAAGAUUAUAACAAGAGGUUGGAGAAAACGUCAGCCAUGAAUCCAGGUCUGUCUUCAGCUGCUGUAGCAGGAAUAAGUGCUGGUGGUGUUGGUGUUGUUGUGCUGGUGGCUGUAGCUGUAGCUGCUGCUGUGAUGAUUUACCAUCGGCGCAGGAGCUGCCAAAAUAAUAAAUAAAAGAAAUAUAGAAAUAUAAAACAAGAAAAAUAUAUAAAUGCAUAAAUACAUUUACUAAGAAAUGUAAUAAAUAAAUAAAAAUAAUACAUUUGUAUUUUUAUUUCCUUAUAUAUCUAUCAUUGCAUUUGUUCACACUUACUUUUUCAUCAUUUCUACUUGUUUAUUUCCACAUGUACUUGUGUUUUUUUGUAUUUAUGUCAACAUUUAUUUAGUUCCACAUUUAUUUCUACAUUUAUAUUGUUUUAUUUACAUAUUUCUACAUCUACACAGAAGAGAUGCACAGAUUAACUGUAAAUAUGCUGUUAAAAAAACACGAACCUUUGACUUUCUUUGACUUAGAUAUUUGCAUGUGACCCUCACCUGACUGUCAUAUUACGAUUAUUCUAAUAAAACAAAAUUCAUUGACUUUGAAUUGAUAUGAAGUGUACAAAACAGUAACUAUUUGCUCAUAAGUGGGAGAAUUCCUGUUUAUUUGUGUGCGUCUUGCUCAAACAAGCUCAGAUUUCAUUGUCAAUGACAGACCUGCUGCUGCAUAAGUUUAAUCAACAAUAAACACAAGCUCUUAUCAGUCACAUCCAGUUCAGUUACAUUAAAAUACCGGAUGGUUUCACACCCUUCAUGUGUCAAAUGUGUUAUCAGAUCUGAUCUAUUGAAGUUGCGGUUUCUGUUCAUGUUCAGCCAAAUAACAAAAAUCCCAACUGGACUUUUUAUGCCAUUCCCAGACAAGGGUGUAUGUUCACCCUAUAUACUGUACAUACAGUUAAAAUGAUAUCAAAUAGCUUAAAUCAUGGUCAUAUUUUGGACUCACUUCUAAGCCAUUCAUUCAUUGAUUUGUACUACUCAGAGGCUUUCUUCCUUGCUAAAGCCAGAACUCUGAGCUUGAUUGCUCCAUCCU